AAACAUCCAUUUCUAACAAGGAGUAAUUGGAUUAUGCCUUGAUACAGUACCUGAGUAAGGUGGAGCCUUAUUUUGUCAUAGAACAUGGCUUCGAAAGUUCGAAGUUCUUUUAAGCCUCCUUUUUUACCCUAUUUCCCAUCCUUCUCUCCUCAUACCACAGACAAACAUCACAUAAAGUACCAAUCACAACAUAAGAAUUCGCAACAAAGUACCUUCAUAAAUAACUGUUCUAUCUCAAAACCACAAAGUACGCUCUUCCCGAAGAUCCAAUUUAUUCUCAUCUAACAAUUCUCAGAAAUACACAUCUACCCGCACAAAUCAAAAUGCCAGAACAAUCCAAAGCCGACCUCAUCUCCGAGCGUCAAUCCAACCUUCCUCUCCCUGAACAACCACCUGUGGCAAGCGACUGGCAAUCCGCCGAUGCUACCAAAGUCAACAUUGGAUCAGGCAGAGACGUCACUAGCCAGACCUCGACUGGCAAUGCUUCCGAAGCUGGACUAGAGGGUGCUGCUACUAGGGGAAGUGGUGUCAGAGAAGCGGGUGGUGUAGAUUUGACCAACAUUGGACGCGAAGGUGUUGAGAAGAAGAAUUAAGGAAAUGCUGGGGAAUGAUUGAGUGAACACCUAGGAUAGAUGGUGGGUGUACUAUUUUAUGGGAAUGAUUGAUGAUGGAUUAUGAUUCAAAAUAGCAUGGAUGGAUUAGAUAGCAUUUUGUUUUAUUAUACGCAUCAGCCUAGGAUUUGGG
Messenger RNA from Sclerotinia trifoliorum, 744 nucleotides. Lineage: Eukaryota; Fungi; Ascomycota; Leotiomycetes; Helotiales; Sclerotiniaceae. The record is from the annotation of a GenBank genome assembly.